Molecule: messenger RNA, 697 nt
Organism: Camelina sativa (false flax)
Lineage: Eukaryota; Viridiplantae; Streptophyta; Magnoliopsida; Brassicales; Brassicaceae
Source: RefSeq, a predicted model, not a curated record
AAUAAUCGCAAGACAUUGUUAAAUGUUCAGCCACUUAGAUUCUCUUUGGAAUUGUCACUUUGUGAUAAAGAUAAACAUGAGCAAGAAAAAGGAGACGAAGCUACGCAAGUACAUGAAGGUUCCCAUAAACAUGCUGGUGAAAGCUAGGGACUUGUACGUACGAGGCAUGAAUCAGUUGUCUUCCCAAGAUGAUCUUCUUGGCAGCGGCAUGGGUUUUGGGAUGCCGGUAUGCCACGUAAGUGCUCUUCCGCGAAGUUUCAGCGCUAGCCACUCACAAUACUCCGCCAGAGCCGAAGAUAAUCGUGUGGCUCAGCUUGUAAGAGCUGCAUCAGCUAGAAAUAUGAAUCUUGAUACAUGGCAGGGACCAGGACCAGAACCACCGAAAUUGCUGAAGGCUAAGAGUUCGAGAACCUCUGUUGGUCAUCACAAUCAUGAGAUUGAGACAAUUGAUGAGACAAGUCCUUUGGUUAGUUUUGGGAGUAAACACAAGAAGCUUCCAAGGAGUAAGAGUUAUGGUGUUGCCAAAUAUACUUAUGCUCUCCAGUAAUUUGUUUUUAAUUUUUUAUGUAUCAUGGGUUACGUCCGGAUUUCGAUUUACAAUCUUUGGUUGUAUAUCAUAUCUGUGUGAUUCACAAAUCGAGAGCUUGGGUCUCUUAUGUAAACAAGAAUCAACUAAAUGUGAAAUACUUGUCAUCAU